Molecule: messenger RNA, 1578 nt
Organism: Laccaria bicolor S238N-H82
Lineage: Eukaryota; Fungi; Basidiomycota; Agaricomycetes; Agaricales; Hydnangiaceae
Exons: 8
Coding region: 1-1578 (525 amino acids)
Source: RefSeq, a predicted model, not a curated record
AUGCUCUUGGAUCGGAGGGCAUCGUCCGUCUGGAAGGAAGCGUUCAAGAGGUGUUAUGAUGUUCUUCCGGCAUGUCCUCUGGACAUAUCUGAACCGCAAUGGGCAUCGAUGCUGUUUGGCCCGGCGACGUGUGAUUAUUGCGGGCGGAAGGGCGCCAUGAUUGAUUUUCAUUUUCGACACCGCUUUUGCCAGCUCUGUAUGGAUGAUAUGUAUGUUGAGAAGUCUAGCAUUGACGUGAAUUGCCUUGGGAUUGGGGAAGAUCUAGAUACAUUCCUGAUAUGUACUCCUCCUUCUUAUCGGCAAGAUCAAACGUUUUAUUCAAAUAUGGAGGACUAUUACCGGAGGCCAAGAUAUCUGAGGUGGGAUAUCAGCAAGAUGGUUAAUCACUUUCGCUUUUUCAGCUCGAGAAUCUCUUCUGGCAUUGCCAGUGCAUCCUUAGAGUUUGAGAAUUUUUUAUCCCUGAAAUCCGACAAUGUGAUUCGAGGGAUUGAGGAAUCGGAGAGGGCCAAUGCAAUGAUGGUCCAGAUGAGCCGUCGGCUUAAGAAGGAACACCAAGACAACAUAAUGCAAUUGCUCAAACGCCACGCUUCUGUCCUUGUACGACGUGGUCACGAUCAAGUGGACCUAGACACUGCAUUUGGCGAGCUGCUUGAUCAGUAUUUAAACCGAGAAAGAUUCAGAUCUAACUAUCGUUCCUAUAAGCAGCUUGGUCUUGAACUUUUGCGGACUUCUGAAGCACACAAGAUUGAUAGACUGGAACGAUGGCGACAGUUUCUGAUCUUCCAAAGGCAGAAGUUAGUGGAAUACCGGUAUCACACCUAUCAAAAGACACUUCCUCCGACUUCAUGGUCAAAUUUGCCGAGGGUGAGCGUAGUUUAUGAGUGGGAGCCAUUUUCAGCUUUCAUUGCCUCGGAUUCAACUGAAGUUGGAGUGCUUCAAGAGGAAACGGUACAAAGUCAUUUGGCACCUUUCCUCAAUUCUUGGAUGCAGACGCAUGAAAGCAAUAUCUAUGCCAGGCUAGAAUCGCCUUAUCAGAAUUUGGACCUCGCUGUGAAUGUCUUCGUUUGUGUUUCUUGUGAAGAUGACUUGAUCGGCUUGAAAGACCUGCGCUCUCAUUUCAAAUGCAUUGGUCCACAGUUCGAGUUUCAAUUUAGUCUCGCGGGGAGAACCAGCGCACUCGCGUUAGUUGUUCUUCUGGGAAUGGACCCAAAAACAGCGACUGUCGGUGAUAUGGACGCGAGGGAUGCGCGGUUUUUCUGCGAGGGAUGCAACACUUCUUGGAAGCGGGGAGUGUUUGGUCGCCAGGCCUUGACGUGGAGGGAAUGUAUUUCUCAUGUCAUUGGGGUGGAAAACACAAAUUUCCACCCCUCCGUUACGUCUUGGGCACUUCUAACGGCAGAGGCUACGGAAUGUAUCAAAAGGCGUGAACAACCCUUCCCGAAUCCGGAAUACGAUGUCUGGUGUUGUAACCACUGUCCCGAGCACUACGAUGAACCAACGACAAAGGCGAAAGCGCUUCGCCACGCCAAAGACGUGUCCGUACAUAUUUACAUAUUUCUACGGGAGACAUUCAUUUGA